AUGAAUCUGCUUGUCCUUUUGAGUUGCCUCUUUUCCCUAGGAGUGCAAAAAUAUUCACAUGCCUAUGCCCCGCUGAGCGGCAAAAGAGUCCCCUUUACAUUUUCGGGGGACGUCCGUUUGAGUGACCCAAAUGGGGGGAGCAACAUAGAAAGUCAGUCGUCCAGUGCAAAAGACAGAGGGGAUCCUUUUCAAAAUUAUGAACAUGACACGAAGGAGGAAGACAAAAAGGUCGAUGUAUCCAACGCAAGUGUAAUAGAUUCAAUGCACAAAGCGAAUGACGCAGUUAAGAAGAAGUACAGCCUGGAGGGCUUGCCAGGAUCCGGACUGAGUCAAGAGGAUGAAGAAGAGGCCAGAGAAGACAGUAACUUCUUGUCCGACGAUUUGGAGGAAGCGGCUCAGAAUUUUGCGGCAGCCCAGGAUAAGGGGGCCGACCAAACCGAAGAGGACGAAACCAAUGUGAGGAAAUACCAAGCGGAGGUCAUCAACGCCAUGAGUCAGGAUACGCCUUACAAAAAGUUUGAUGCGGGAGAGUUGGAAAAAAUGGAGCAGGCGAUGGAGGGCUCGGAUGAAAUGUGUCUCCAAGAUUUUUCUUUUCCCUGCCCGCUUCAAUUCUUCCGAACCAGUUCCGGAUGCGUCCCGUUGAGUUCAUAUGAAGGGCCAUGCCGCAAGGUGCAAGACAAGCUUCUUCACUUGUAUGAUCACCAGAAGGAGAGUUGGGGCGAGAUCUGUGAUGCCACCUGGCCCUGCUUACCCAAGACGUGCCCCUAUGGGACAGACUACGAUGCGUUGUGUCCAAUAGGCUGGACUGACAUAGGAAAAGGAACCUGCGCUCGCGUGGGUACAAGUGAAAGUGCAAUCGCAAGUGCAAGCGGAAGCGCCAAUACAAAUGCAACGUGUGAGGGAAGUAUAAACUUCUCUAAUCUAUCCAUUGAGAAGAAGAAAAAAAUGCAAGAAAAAUGCGGCAUCAGGUGGAGAUGCAAAUCCGUCACGUUCGAAACGAACUUCGAUGAUAUGUGCCCCCUCAAUUGGAAACAAAUUGGCCAACACAGAUGCAAAGCACCGACCGAUUAUGACGGGCCCUGUCCAGAAAUCGCUAAUUUGAAAAAAUACAAAUCUGAGGAAGGAAAAAGAAGCAUCGAAAAUGUCUGCCUCGUCAAUUGGCCCUACACCGUUACGAUAAAUGAGUACCAAAGGGAUUACUCCGCCCCGUGCCCCAUUGGAUGGUCCCCGAUGGACAAUGGACUAUGUCUGGCCCCAGAGAAUUACCGGAAAAGCGCCAAGUGCAGCGACGAAGUUUUAUUCGCUGCAAUGAGUUCGCAGCAGAAGGAGUCCCACUCCAUCGCGUGUGAGGUGGAUUUCCCCUUCAAAGAGAGGGACCACUGCUUGCGCAAUUACUCCUUGGCGUGUCCCCUAGGUUGGGUGCCUUCCAUGAAAAGGGGCUAUUGCAAAGCCCCAGUUAGCUACAAGAGCAAAAUAUGCAAAGGAUACUACAAAUUUGAAAACGUUUCGGACAGUCAGAGAAAUUACUUCCUAAAUUUUUGUGCCAUUGACUGGCCCUGCGAAGGGGAGAUCCAGAACUCAGGGAUUUACAUGCGACUUCCCGUCGGGCAUUCGACUAAACGACCGGAAAAUAGGCCCAGAGGCCCGGUGGACUCUGCAACGGGAGCAAUUAUUUAG
Molecule: messenger RNA, 1677 nt
Organism: Plasmodium inui San Antonio 1
Lineage: Eukaryota; Apicomplexa; Aconoidasida; Haemosporida; Plasmodiidae
Exons: 11
Coding region: 1-1677 (558 amino acids)
Source: RefSeq, a predicted model, not a curated record